AUGAUCGGCUUCACAUGCUACGGCAAUGUGGUUUUGCGCAAAGAAAGUGCCGACAAGCCCUACCCAUCCUGGUUAUUUGGCUGGUUGCUUGGGAUGGUUUGCUAUACUUAUCCGGGUGCAGUUUUCUCAGACCUCUUGUUUGUGCCAAACGCUCCUUUGCGAGCGCUCACCAACAACAAUAUUCUGCUUUGGUUCAGCAUCUGGUACCUGCUUAUCCAAAAUUCGAUGUGGGUGUACAAGUCCCUGCAGCAGAAGCAUGUCUUCAUUUGGCUUACGACCUGGUGGCUUGCAGAUGCAACUCGAGCUUCCUUACUCUUUCUGGAGCGAGCCGUUGCCCAUCAGCCUGUGUUUGCGCGAGGUGUUUGGCAGGCCGGCUGCUGCAACUUUCAGAAACAUGUUGCGAUAGAGCUGGUGCAACUGUCCGGCUACAUACCCGGGUCACGUGCUGCACAACUUGUCCGUGCACGUCCGUUUAGUACCGUAUAG
Molecule: messenger RNA, 486 nt
Organism: Symbiodinium necroappetens
Lineage: Eukaryota; Dinophyceae; Suessiales; Symbiodiniaceae
Source: the annotation of a GenBank genome assembly